Oncorhynchus keta (chum salmon) is the source of this 1586-nucleotide messenger RNA. RefSeq names its product keratin-associated protein 10-2-like. The transcript has 2 exons. Bases 272 to 1330 code for a protein of 352 amino acids. Lineage: Eukaryota; Metazoa; Chordata; Actinopteri; Salmoniformes; Salmonidae. The record is from RefSeq and is a predicted model, not a curated record.
CCCUUUUACAGUGUUAGAAAGUAGAAUGCACUUGGCUGCAAUAUGUUAUGUUGCAACUAUGCUUUCACUACCAACUUGCUUGUUAAGCGGUUAUUAACGCAUGGCUGAUGUUGGCUGAGUAGCAAUAGAUAUAGUAACCUCAUCAACACAAAGCAGCUAUUGACAGGAAAACAGAACACAAUCACAACAUCCAUGGACAAUCAGGAAUGUGCAUUACAACAAUGAAUGCUGUGCCUUGGAACAGCGUUAUGACUGCAGUUCUGCAGGAGGUAUGUGUUUACAGUACUCUGUCUCCAGGGUGUUCUGCAGGAGGUAUGUGUUUACAGUACUCUGUCUCCAGGGUGUUCUGCAGGAGGUAUGUGUUUACAGUACUCUGUCUCCAGGGUGUUCUGCAGGCUGCAGGAGGUAUGUGUUUACAGUACUCUGUCUCCAGGGUGUUCUGCAGGCUGCAGGAGGUAUGUGUUUACAGUACUCUGUCUCCAGGGUGUUCUGCAGGCUGCAGGAGGUAUGUGUUUACAGUACUCUGUCUCCAGGGUGUUCUGCAGGCUGCAGGAGGUAUGUGUUUACAGUACUCUGUCUACAGGGUGUUCUGCAGGAGGUAUGUGUUUACAGUACUCUGUCUACAGGGUGUUCUGCAGGAGGUAUGUGUUUACAGUACUCUGUCUCCAGGGUGUUCUGCAGGCUGCAGGAGGUAUGUGUUUACAGUACUCUGUCUCCAGGGUGUUCUGCAGGCUGCAGGAGGUAUGUGUUUACAGUACUCUGUCUACAGGGUGUUCUGCAGGAGGUAUGUGUUUACAGUACUCUGUCUCCAGGGUGUUCUGCAGGCUGCAGGAGGUAUGUGUUUACAGUACUCUGUCUACAGGGUGUUCUGCAGGAGGUAUGUGUUUACAGUACUCUGUCUCCAGGGUGUUCUGCAGGAGGUAUGUGUUUACAGUACUCUGUCUCCAGGGUGUUCUGCAGGAGGUAUGUGUUUACAGUACUCUGUCUCCAGGGUGUUCUGCAGGAGGUAUGUGUUUACAGUACUCUGUCUCCAGGGUGUUCUGCAGGAGGUAUGUGUUUACAGUCCUCUGUCUCCAGGGUGUUCUGCAGGAGGUAUGUGUUUACAGUACUCUGUCUCCAGUGUGUUCUGCAGGUGAGGCUUGUUUACCUCGGGUCCCAGUUGGCUCUCACUCCCUCUGCUCUUCGUUAUCAGCACUGUUCAGCGUCACUUUGUGUAACAGGUCAAAGUUCGAUCCAGAGCUGCCUGGCUGUCUGCUGUAGAGGGAGCGGGAGGAGGGAGGGGGAGGGGUGCUUGUUGAUGGGGUGUAGCCCGUCCCAGGAGAGCCAAUGAACUAACAGAGAACAAACUGUCAGAACAGUCGUCAGCCCUGCCCCCCUGAAGUGGUUUACUCCUGUCAGGUACCUUCAGCACAACACAACAAACCAAUGAGUAAAAAGAGUAGACAGUACCGCGAGUUGCUUUCUGCUUCACUAAUGAGAGAGUGCUUCUGCAGCGCUGGAACACUGUGUGUGUGAGAGAGUGUGUGUGUGUGUGUGUUGGGUAACAGUUUGUGCGUGUGAUCGUGAGUGUGUGUGUGGCUGUUAUG